This is a messenger RNA of Dothidotthia symphoricarpi CBS 119687, 552 nucleotides long. RefSeq lists its product as uncharacterized. The coding region runs from base 1 to 552 and encodes 183 amino acids. The transcript is spliced from 2 exons. The record is from RefSeq and is a predicted model, not a curated record. Lineage: Eukaryota; Fungi; Ascomycota; Dothideomycetes; Pleosporales; Dothidotthiaceae.
AUGGCAACGACCCUCCUCUCCCUCCUCUCCACCACCCUCCUCUCAACCUACGGCCUAACCCUCUCCUACAAAAACAUCACGCUCCUGCAAAAAUACCAAGCAAAGAGCGAAAAAGCCGCAGAAUGGUCCUUCAGCGCAGCCCGACGGUUGAAAACGACGCAGACCACACAGGCGGCUGGGACAGUGAGCUUACUCCUCUCCCUCGUAACUUCCGCAGCGCUCCUCGUUCUCCAACCGCCGUGUGAUUCCACGUCGUCCCGCUUCGUUGCCCCUCUUGCGCUCGCGGCCGUGGUGUUUGCGGCGCGUGUGCAUAUGGCGCGGUUUUGGAAUACGAAGGAGCAGGUUCGCGUCCCGUUCAUGACUGAUUACAACGAUGCGGCGCGGGGCAGUGAGAAGGUCGUUGGUGUGUUGAGUGUGCUGGCGUUUUCGUGGGGGUGGGAGGUUGUCGAGUUUGGGAUGGCGGGGAAGGGGGUUUGGGUGGAGAUGCUGGUUAGUGGUGUUGGGUGGGUGGGGAGGGGGUUGUUGGGGAUGCUGUGUGUUAUCCAGGCGUGA